CUUAUGGCUAGAGAUGUGUAAAAAUGUCACUCCUUGCUGUCAGUUACGUCUCCAGCACGUGUUGUUAUAGGGAGAGGCCGCUUGAACAGGCGUGGGGUCGGUCAGUUGCUGAGGGUGUCCGGGGGCUUUUCCGUGGCCCCUCGUUCCAGCAUUACACGCAGCAGCCGGGCGAGCACAGUGAGGUGCGCUGCAGGCAUUAAUGCGACCUGUUCUGGCGCGCCGCUGGCUGCCUGACCGUCCAGCACAAUGUAUGUGUGAUACUACCCAAAACACAAUGUCCUGUCCAAAUCUACCACCGUACCCUGUACAGAUUGGUUCCAUGAAAUAUGACUCUAAUGAAAAACAGUUGCACAAAUAUGUAAGAGGUGGAAACUAUUUAAAAGUUAAAAAAAUUCUUAAAAAAGACAUAGAUGUUGAUUCAACAAAUUCUCAGGGGCAAACACCAUUGUUUGUGGCUGCACUGCUUGGUCUACAAAGGAUAGUCGAUUUGCUUUUGACAUAUGGAUCCAACCCUAACCACCGCUGUUUUGAUUAUAGCACUCCUGUUCAUGCUGCAGCAUUUUCUUGUAACCAGAUGAUCAUGAGCAAGCUCAUUGAUGCUGGAGGGGACUUGAGGCUUCAUGAUAAGAAUUGCAGAAGUCCAUAUGACUGGGCUCUCAUGGCUGGAAAGGAUCAAUGUGCUGAGAUGCUUAAAUUCAUUGAUCGCUGCUCUCUACACAUGCAAGCUCUAAUCCACUGUUAUCCUUUGAAGCCUAUGAGGAUUGCCACAUCACAGGAACUCGUUUUUACUCCAUCACUAAUUGAUCUACUUUCACCAAGAAAUGCUGACAAAUCAAUAAAGCGAUGCCAUAAACGUGAGAGGAUUUCAGAAAAUAAAAUAUGCAACUUUGGAUAUGGACAGGUUUUCUUACAGGGUGAUAGCCAGGCUGGCUUUGUGUUAACGGUUCCUUUUAUUGAAGAUAAAAACAUUGUACAACAAGACAGCAAGCCUACCUUUUCUUUCCCAGCUGGACCUUAUAUGAUAAUGGAAAAGUUACAGCUUCAUACACCAGGCUUGCCGUUCAGGAUGCUACUAUGCAGCAAAGAACCCAAGAGAGCAGUUUGUAUGUUGUGGGAAUGUACGGAAGUUACAGUAAAGGGUCUCUGUGUGAAGGCUUGUAGAAACAGCAGCAAGGAGCCUUUGGUUGAUCUUUUACUAGCAGAACAGAAAAAUAUAAGUAAGCUCCAGCAUCCUCUCAUUCUCCAACUCUUAGCUCUGUGUGUUUCACCGUCCCUGGAGGGGACACGACUUGUGUUUGAGAGGGUCACAUUUGGUUCCUUCUACAACAUUUUACACGAAAAGCGUACAGAAUUCCCAAUAUUACACAUGGAAACAAUAACUCACUUACUGCUACAGAUGAUUGAUGCUCUCAUAUUCCUUCAUUGGCGCGGCUUUAUCCAUUGCUCCUUUUCUUCACAUGCUAUACAGAUUGUAUCUGCAGGCAGAGCCAAGCUAAGUAACUUUGAAUACAUGAUCGAAAGCAAAAAUGACAAGGAGUUCAGGGACAUCAAUCAGUUCCCUAUACCUAAACAGCUGUAUUGCUGGGCAUCUCCUGAAGUAAUUCUAGGAAAUACUGUUUCUGUAAAGUCUGAUCUUUACAGCCUGUGUGUAGUCAUGCAGGAAUGUUUAACAGACAGUCUCCCAUGGAAUGAUUUGGAUGGCCAUGCUAUAAGAGACGCUGUAGGUUCAGGUCAUUACUUAUGUGUUGAUCCCAGACUUUUUAAGCCAUAUGAUUCCAUAGUAUGUACAGGCAUUCAGGCGAAGCCGGAGGAGAGGACAAUGAAUUUACAGGAUAUUCGAUAUUUACUGAAGAAUGAAUUCAAGAACAAUGCUUGUACCAAAAAUGCUUCUGGAAGUGUGUCUAUAGAGACAGAGUGUGAUGGCAGAGAUGAGACAUUUGAGAACGAGACAGGACUUUGUUGUGUCAACAGAACAGAAACUCUUUCUUCAACUAAGUCCCAAUCUGACACCCAGUAUGUGACAACAGAACAAGCUAGUUCUGGCAGCCCCUCAGCCACAUUAUCACUAAUCAGUGAUUCGGAGACCAGCACAGAGUCCAAUUCACAGGAUGAAGACACUGAUUGUGAGAGUACAGAACUAAAUGAUGAUUUUCAGGCUGAAUUGCAAACGUUAGAGCAUAGAUUGACUUCAAUUCAGAUGCAUAACAAAUCUACUCUUGACAAUCUUACAUUUAUUCAGAAGUUUCUGGGAGAGAAGAAGAUAAUUCUCGAUUGUACAGAAGAAACAAAACAAUCUGAAAGAGUCCAUGUGAGAGAACGUGAUGAACGAUCAAAUAAAUGUCCUCCUGAUAAGCCUAGAGAUGAGGUUGAUAACAUGGUUCCAUGUUUCAAGGGUAAAUCAUAUGCUGGAUGGUGUGCCAUUGGGCCCCCUCCUCGAUAUUUGCCCCCUGGUAUUGCAUUACGUUCCUGGAAUGACGUAACGGAAGCUGAUAUGCUGCGAGAUAUAGGGCAAAGCCAAAGCAAGUGUACUGUUGACAGUCUGAGACAGAACAUAAGGAAGAAUGAAUGGUGUGGUGCUCAAAGUUCAUUCAAAGUGAAAAAUCCUGACAAACCCUCGACUAACCAGAUUUACACUCAGUUUAUUGGAAGAAGCUCAAAGAACUCUGGUAAACAUGAUGAUGGAAUUGAGACAAACAGAUUGCAUGGAAGAGCAAAUUCUACAACGCAGUGGGCAACAAAUAGCAGAAGAGAUUUCCCACCUACCUGGACCGCAAUUUCAGAAAGACAGUGCAUGCAGAAUAAGGAGCAGUGGGUUCAUCUCAAGGAAAGAGAAGACCAGUCUCAGGAGAGCAGCAAGAUUCGUAGCCAGGAAGACAAGGAGGAUAAUUUGGAGAAAUUAUUUCUUCAGUUUGCAGGUAGAAGAUCCAAGUCCCCAAAUGAUAAGGAACACUGUGAAAUCCCUAUAGGCUUGAAGCCAUAUAUAAACCAUACCAAAGAUAUAGAUGUUUCAACUGCUAGCUCUGAAACCAAUUAUUUUACACCAGAAUAUGGUUUCUCUGCUGAGAAUUCAGACCAGGAGACAUUGAAUGUGUGUGAGAAGUCAGACAAAGUCAUAGAAGGGUGUUCUGCAAUGUGUUCAGAGGAUAAUGAAAUCUCUAGUCAAGAAAAUAAAUCAUUUAUGUAUUGGACUGGAGACAGAACAUUUCAAAGGAAUAUGCCAGAGGUCACCAAACUUACUCUAUCUUCAAAUACAAGGUCCACUAUAGAUGUUGAGGAAUUAUCGAGCAUUUCAUGUGAUUAUAAAACUCCUUCAAAGAAUCUUACAGCUUCCAUAUCCACUGAGGCUUCUGCCAGACACAGCACGCCCAACAAUCCAGAUAAGAUAGAAUCGGGCUGUAAAGUAAUAUUUUCACAGGAGAACAGACUGAGAUGCUCUGACACUUCAUGCUGGACAAGUCUUGACUCUUCACCAUCAAAUGAGAACAUUUCCACAAGAACCUCAGAAGAUUUUUUAUCUGCUUUAGCAACAAGUGACAUUUUAGACUGUAAUCCUGUGAGCAUACUUAAGAAAAAGACGUUCAGCCUACCUGGCCAUAUUGUAAAUACCACGUCUGGCAAGAGCCAAGAGUCAGGUUCCACUGAAGAUGCACUGUUAGAAAGUUAUUGUUUACUGAAUAAAACAGAUUGCGAAUGCCGAAGUAUGGAGAUUACAUCUCUGACUAAUGUGACUGAAGCAGAUAGCAAGUGUGAUCAUUCAAGAAACAAGUCAGAAGACGGCAAGCCAGAAGUACAUUCAACCAAGAAUUAAUGCUGCUGAAGUCUUGAACAGGAAUUAAGUUUGGAAGCAAAAUUACUGUCCAAAAUACAGAUGGAAACUCCUGGACCUAGUGUUCCCAUUCAGUUUUUUGUUUCCUCAUCCUCCGCAUGGAUAUCUAAGCCAAUAUUGAAGUUUAGUUUACGUUUUUUGUUAUACGUUUUCAAGUGUUCACUUUGUGUUGUUAAAUUGUUUUAUUGAAUUCAUUGUAUUGAAGUAUACUGUUUUACUUGAAAAUCUAACCCUCCAAAUGCAUAGAACAUCUUUCAGAAAUAUGGCAAGAUUUUGAUUACUCAGUUCUUGAAAACAACUGUACAUGCAAUCUUUGUGGGCAGAUUGAACGAAUAUAGAAACAAAAAACUAAAAAAAAUAAUCAGUUUUCAAUAGCUCAAGUAAUAAAGUUUAUCAGAUAUAAAUUAUUUGUCUGUGCAAUCUUUAAAGAAAAGAUCGUUUGCAAAAAAAAAGUAUUUCAAUCAAAAUGUACCAUAUUUAGAUUUGUCCUUACUCAGCUCUCCUCUCAUUGCGAUAUACAGUCAUGGACACAUUUGUUUGUACCCUUGCAGCUCAUUGAAACAAUUCCUCCUGAAAAGUGAUGAAAUUAAAAGCUAUUAUCUCAUGUA
Pseudophryne corroboree (corroboree frog) is the source of this 4434-nucleotide messenger RNA. It is a transcript of the gene TEX14, whose product is annotated as testis expressed 14, intercellular bridge forming factor. The record is from RefSeq and is a predicted model, not a curated record. The transcript has 29 exons. Lineage: Eukaryota; Metazoa; Chordata; Amphibia; Anura; Myobatrachidae. Gene Ontology annotation, biological process: male meiotic nuclear division; mitotic sister chromatid separation; protein phosphorylation. Gene Ontology annotation, cellular component: intercellular bridge; kinetochore; midbody. The coding region runs from base 200 to 3808 and encodes 1202 amino acids. Gene Ontology annotation, molecular function: ATP binding; protein kinase activity; protein binding.